Molecule: messenger RNA, 2429 nt
Organism: Exaiptasia diaphana
Lineage: Eukaryota; Metazoa; Cnidaria; Anthozoa; Actiniaria; Aiptasiidae
Exons: 4
Coding region: 454-1983 (509 amino acids)
Biological process (GO): Rho protein signal transduction
Cellular component (GO): cell surface; plasma membrane
Molecular function (GO): death receptor activity; nerve growth factor binding; coreceptor activity
Source: RefSeq, a predicted model, not a curated record
CGGCAUGUCACGUAGCACUGAACUGAUGGCCACAGCAACCGUGGAUGAGUGGAUUCGAGACCAUUUAUACCUUUCUUGAUCAUGUCAAGUAGUUAUCUAACGUUAACACGCAUCAGUUGGUGGUCUUCAUGAUUUGCAUAUGCAAUUAACAACAAUUUCGUUGAUGCAUGUUCCCUAGACUGUGACAGGUUUAUGCGCUAAGCGUUCUAUAACAGUGUGUUUUAGGCUAUAAUACUUCUUGUGGUACAAGCUCGUGGUACAAAUUAUCACUUUAUUCUUGUUUCCUCAACUAGUAAUGUUUUUACAAAUACUAGCUACUGCAGCUUUCACUUUGAUCACAAACAAAUGACAAUGACGUAAUCAAAUUUGAGAAAACUUCAUGACUCAGUAACCUCCAGGCCGGAUUUAUCAAAGCUUGAUAAACAACUGCUGAAAGUUGAAAAGUCUUUAGAAAUGAAGGAUUUCCACACUUUGAUAAAGAAGAAGGCAAAGCAAUACGUUGAUGACCAAUUCGUGCUUGGGUUGAUGAUUCUUUUGAACUGUUUGAAGUGCAUAUAUUCAGAUGUUCAUUGUCCUCCCAAUAACUAUAUUAUUGUUGAUUCAAGAGGAGUAAAACAAGAUUGCUUUYCAUGUCAUAACUGCYACGAAGGARCUGGUCUAUUACCGCGAUGUGGAUCCAAGCUAACAGACCCCGAAAAGAGGAUGAUUAAAUGCAAGUCUUGCAUUCCUGGUCAAACGUUCUCUGAUGAAUACGGUCCGAGUUUUUGCAAACCAUGCGAUGUUUGUCACCCAAAAGAAAAAGUACUUUCUAAUUGUACGAUAUCCCAGAAUGCUAAAUGUAGUAAAUCCUGUAAAGACGGCUAUUACUUUGAUAAUAUUACUACACACGAAUGCCAGGAAUGUUCCUACUGCUGUAAUGACAAGAAUAAAGAUUAUAUAAUCGAGGAAUGUAGGGAGAUGCCAAAAGAGAAACAGUGUUCCAUACAAAGUGAUUGUUCUCCUCCAAUCAAUACAGCAAAAACUUUAAUAACUACAAGCUAUAUGAUAACUACACCACAAUUCAAAGAUAAAAUGAUUAAAAAGGAGAUAAUCAUCGGUGCUACAAUAGGUGGUGUAAUGUUAUUAAUCAUAAUCAUUUUAUACAUAUUAUGGCGUUUUCGACGAACGAGUGAAACACCUGCUGAUGAGGAAAGUCAACCUUUACGCUGUCAAACGUGUUUAAACCUAGAAAAAUCUUACUUAAAUUUACAGUUAGAUGUUAAACCAGGUUAUGAAGUACAAGAAGGGCAAGGUUUUACAAUCACCUGUUCUGUGGAAAAACAACUCAAAYUGGAAACUCUAGAAAAUUUGGAAAUAAAGUGGAUCAAAGAUGGAGUGUUGCUGACGGAGUUUGAAAAUUCCCCAUUACUGUGGAAUCCAAAAAUGGACAUUUUUGACUUUGGAAGUUACAAGUGCCAAAUAAAAUGCAAAUACCAUGCGGAAUCUAGCAUAGGCAAAUGCGAAAAAGAAGUAUUCAUUGAUGUCAGACCUGGUGAAGGAAAAUGUUAUCAAAAGAUAAGAAAUAUUAUUGGAAGUAAAAUUGAAGAGGAAGAGUUCAUAGUUCGUAUAGUUCCAUUUUGGAAUGAGAUAGCAAAGACAUUUGGCUUAGAAGACUAUAGGAUUACGGCAUUGGAAGCAUGUGGCCCAUAUAAAGCAGCACAAGACACAUUAAACUACCUUUACUCUUCUACGGACACGACUGUCUAUGAAUUGCUUAAGUUCUCUAAGGAAAAUGAUCUUACAGAUUUUGUCAAGUUUUUAUCUCACGAAAUCAGUUUUAUUCUCACAGAAAAGGCAAAAGAAACUCAGGACGCGUCUGGAAAGAAAACAAAUGAAAUAGGAAUCACAUCAAAUUUAAAAGAACAAGAAAACUCAGAAUCAGUGGACAAAGUGAAGAAACGCCCAUCUGUUAAUCGAUCAGUUUCGUACGAGAGCUCUAUAUGAGGAAUGUAAAWUACAAAGGUCUUCAUAUCAAUUUGAACUGAAGCAAGUGUGAUCCCGCGCAUAGGACUGAUCAUUCCAAGCCGCAAAGGUGAAGGGCUGCCACUGUUUCAAGUGACCAAAUUCAUCAGUACAAUGUUGCAAAAAAAAUAAAAUGUCACAUCCAUCAAUCAAUGUGUGUUUUUUAUGGAAAUGCCCAAGUGUAUGCAAGUUUAGAGCGUUUUUAAAAUCUGAUAGUUUAUCGCCUAGCACUGACAAUAAGCUCGUAACUUCGCAUUCCGUUACUAUUAUCAGUAAAAUUCGGCAAUAUCAGCUAUUAUAAAUUUUGUUAACAUUGAACCUAAAUAAGAGAAUUUGCAACCCAUUUUCCCACGGUGAUACAUCACAUGCACUCCGUUGACCACUCACUGGAAAAAAUCGCGCGCUUUAAAGGUUGCAAAUUGGAUGUA